Molecule: messenger RNA, 336 nt
Organism: Echinostoma caproni
Lineage: Eukaryota; Metazoa; Platyhelminthes; Trematoda; Plagiorchiida; Echinostomatidae
Source: the annotation of a GenBank genome assembly
AUGGAUCAUUUAGUUCGACGAACAUUGUCGGACCGGGUUGAAUUGAUCCAUGCUGUACAGGCCUUAUUCUGCAUGCUCCUUGCCCCAUUCACGCUUGCCGGCGCAUAUCCACGUGAGGAGUCCGUCAGUGAUUUAGCUUUGCAAAUUUGGUUCAGCAUCCUUGAGUGUGAUCUGGACCAAUCCGAUUCGACCGAAGGAAUCGAUACCACAAUCCAGCCCUCUUUGCUACAAGGUUUACAUAUUUCGUUUUUAGAACGAGCCUUCAUUAAGGUUUUGGAAAGUCGUACUGGUGAACAGAAGAAAUGGGAUGCAGCCAGGCCUCCACAACGACCUUGA